UAACAUGCUUGAGACUGUUGACGAGCAAGUCAUUGAAGUUAACUUUUAAAUCUCCGUUUAGUUUCGUCCGUGCAUCCAAGAGGCAGAGUGACGUUUCAGCAAAAACGGGCGACAUCAGUCAUGCUAUUAGACUAACGUGAAAUGCCGGAGCGUCUUUUAGUGUCCCAAGCUCGCUGAUUUAAGUGAAGAGAGAAGAAGGCGCAAGGGGAAGCCCGGAGAAGAGCGAUACAAGCGGGCUCCAAGAUGCAGCCGGGUGCCGUGCUGUGGGUUGCAGUGACAACUUCGCUGCUCAGCCUGAGUGCAGGAGUUGAGGGCAGUGCUGAGUGUUCCUGUGGGAGGAACCACUUCACGUGUGCCGUCAGUGCGUUCGGCGAGUGCACCUGCAUUCCGGCUCAGUGGCAGUGCGACGGAGACAACGACUGCGGGGACCAUAGUGAUGAGGAUGGAUGUAUGCUUCCCACCUGCUCGCCACUGGACUUCCACUGCGACAACGGCAAAUGCAUCCGACGUUCGUGGGUCUGCGACGGCGACAACGACUGCGAGGAUGACUCGGAUGAGCAGGACUGUCCUCCUCGAGAAUGCGAGGAAGAUGAGUUUCAAUGCCAAAACGGUUACUGCAUCCGCAGCCUCUGGCACUGCGAUGGAGACAACGACUGCGGGGACAACAGUGACGAACAGUGCGACAUGCGCAAAUGUUCAGACAAGGAAUUUCGCUGCACUGACGGCAGCUGCAUUGCUGAACACUGGUACUGCGACGGGGACACGGACUGCAAGGACGGGUCUGACGAGGCAAAUUGUCCCUCAGAUGUGAUGGCGGCCACCUGCAGCGUUGAAGAGUUCCAGUGCGCAUAUGGCCGCUGCAUCCUGGACAUCUACCACUGUGACGGAGAUGACGACUGUGGAGACUGGUCGGAUGAGUCGGAUUGCUCGUCCCACCAGCCAUGCAGGUCGGUCGAAUUCAUGUGCAGCAGCGGGAUGUGCAUCAACGCGGGCUGGAGGUGCGACGGCGAGUUCGACUGUGACGAUCAAUCCGAUGAGCUGAAUUGCACCACGUCCAUGUGCACAGCUGACCAGUUCCGGUGCGGAACAGGACGCUGUGUCCGGUUGUCAUGGCGAUGUGACGGCGAAGACGACUGUUCAGACCGCAGUGACGAAGAGGGUUGUGAAAAAGCUGAGACGUCACCUUGUGCCCCGGACCAGUUCCAGUGCGGGAAUGGGCGCUGUAUCGGCCAGAGGAAGGUGUGCAACGAGGUCAAUGACUGUGAAGAUGGGACGGAUGAACUUCCACAUCAUGAAUGUCGUCCACGCUCCAGUGACGGCAACUGCAACCAGAAUAACGGCGGGUGCUCCCAGAAGUGUCAAAUGGUCCGAGGACUGGUCCAGUGCACCUGUCACACCGGAUACCGACUGAUGGAUGACGGAAGAUCCUGCCAGGAUGUGGACGAGUGUGCCGAAGAAGGCUACUGCAGCCAGGGCUGCACCAACGUCGAGGGCGGCUUCCAGUGCUGGUGCGUUCAAGGCUAUGAACUGCGGCCUGACAAGCGGAGCUGCAAGGCGCUGGGUCCAGAGCCGGUGCUGUUGUUUGCCAAUCGAAUCGAUAUCCGUCAGGUCCUGCCUCACCGCUCCGAGUACACGCUGCUACUCAACAACCUUGAGAAUGCCAUCGCUCUGGAUUUUCAUCACAGCCAAGAGCUGGUUUUCUGGUCGGACGUGACGCUGGACCGCAUCAUGAAAGCCAACCUCAACGGCUCCAAUGUGGAAGAGGUCGUCUCAACGGGCCUGGAGAGCCCAGGCGGGCUGGCUAUUGAUUGGAUCCACAACAAAUUGUACUGGACAGACUCCGGCACAUCCCGCAUCGAGGUGGCCAACCUGGAUGGGACUCAUCGCAAGGUGUUACUGUGGCAGAACAUGGAGAAGCCCCGGGCCAUUGCGCUGCACCCUAUAGAGGGUAAGAUCUACUGGACCGACUGGGGCAACACCCCUCGCAUCGAGUACGCCAAUAUGGACGGCUCCAAUCGCCGAGUCAUCGCCGACACUCACUUGUUCUGGCCGAACGGCCUGACGAUCGACUACGCCGGCCACCGCAUGUACUGGGUGGACGCCAAGCACCAUGUCAUCGAAAGAGCCGACCUGGACGGACGCAAUCGUAAAGCUGUCAUCAACCAAGGCCUGCCUCACCCGUUUGCCAUCACUGUGUUUGAGGACAGUCUCUACUGGACUGACUGGCACACCAAGAGCAUCAACAGCGCCAAUAAAUUUACUGGCAAGAAUCAGGAGAUUAUUCGGAACAAACUGCACUUCCCCAUGGAUAUCCACACUUUGCACCCACAGAGGCAACCUGAAGGGGGAAAGAACCGCUGCGGUGCUAACAAUGGAGGUUGCAGCCACUUGUGUCUCCCUGGCAACAAGACUUACACCUGCGCUUGCCCAACUGGUUUUAAAAAAGUGGACUACAGCAACUGCGCUAACAGUCUUGACAAGUUCCUGCUUUUUGCCCGAAGGACGGACAUCCGACGAAUCAGCUUUGACACAGAGGAUAUGUCAGAUGAUGUCAUCCCUCUGGCUGACGUGCGCAACGCUGUGGCACUGGACUGGGAUGCCAAAGAUGGCUACAUCUACUGGACGGAUGUUACCACUGACUCCAUCAACAGAGCCCUUUGGAAUGGCAGCAAGCAGGAGGUUGUGGUGGACACCAGUCUGGAGAGUCCAGCAGGUUUGGCUAUUGAUUGGGUGACCAACAAACUCUACUGGACUGAUGCUGGCACAGAUCGCAUUGAAGUUUCUAAUUCCGAUGGGAGCAUGCGGACUGUCCUCAUAUGGGAGAACCUUGACCGACCCAGGGAUAUUGUUGUGGACCCUAUUGGAGGUUUCAUGUACUGGACUGACUGGGGCGCCAACCCAAAGAUUGAGCGUGCAGGGAUGGACUCGUCGAGUCGUGUAGUCAUCAUCUCUUCCAACUUGACAUGGCCCAACGGACUUGCCAUUGACUACGAGACUAAACGGCUGUACUGGGCCGAUGCCGGCAUGAAGACAAUUGAAUAUGGGAACUUUGAUGGUUCGGAACGACAGGUUCUGAUUGGCAGUCAGCUGCCUCACCCCUUUGGCCUCACCGUACACGAAGACAUGCUGUACUGGACUGACUGGCAGUCCAAGAGCAUCCAGAGUGCUAACAAACUGACCGGCCUGGGUCGGCACACACUUGCGGAAAACCUGGAGAACCUCAUGGAUAUCCACAUGUUCCAGAGACACCGUGAAACCGUACACAACCCAUGUGCGGUGAAUAAUGGAGGUUGUAGUCAUCUCUGCCUGUUGGCUCCUGCUCCCAAAGCCUACAGUUGUUCUUGUCCCACUGGCAUCAACCUUCAAGCAAAUGGAAAGACUUGCAUGCCUGGAAUGAACAGCUUCCUGAUCUUUGCACGGCGAACGGACAUUAGAAUGGUGUCUUUGGACAUUCCCUAUUUCGCCGACGUGGUUCUCGCCGUCAACACGUCCAUGAAAAACACGAUUGCUAUCGGAGUGGAACCGCAAGACGGCAAGGUGUACUGGUCGGACAGCACACUUAAAAGAAUCAGCAGAGCCAACAUCAAUGGAAGCGCUCAUGAAGACAUCAUUUCUUCAGGACUGAUGACAACUGACGGUCUGGCAGUCGAUGCAGUCGGCCGGAAAAUUUACUGGACCGAUACAGGAACCAACCGGAUAGAAGUUGCUAAUCUGGAUGGCUCCAUGAGAAAAGUUCUGGUGUGGCAGAACCUGGACAGCCCUCGUGCCAUUGCUCUUUACCAUGAGAUGGGUUAUAUGUACUGGUCGGACUGGGGCGAACAUGCUAAGCUGGAGCGCUCAGCAAUGGAUGGUUCUGAUCGAGUGAUCCUCAUCAAUAACAACCUGGGAUGGCCCAAUGGUCUUGCCAUAGACAUGGCCGGCUCGCAGUUGUUGUGGGCUGAUGCUCAUACUGAGCGCAUCGAAGCUGCCGAUCUGAACGGUCAGAACCGCCACACCCUCGUGACGCCAGUCCAGCACCCGUACGGUUUAACCCUCUUAGGCUCUCACAUCUAUUGGACUGACUGGCAGAGCCGCAGCAUCCAGCGGGCAGACAAGAUCUCCGGCGAUAACACUAUCACUGUUCGUUCCAACCUGCCUGGUCUAAUGGACAUUCAGGCUGUGGACAGAGAGAGACCUCUGGGAUUCAACAAGUGUAGCAGGAAGAACGGAGGCUGCACUCACUUGUGCCUCCCUCGUCCCAAUGGCACCUCCUGCGCUUGUCCCACCGGCAUCCUGCUCAAGGGAGAUGGCAGAUCGUGUGACAACUCCCCCGAAACCUUUCUGGUCUUCUCCAACCGUGUCAGCGUGCGAAGAAUCUCCUUGGACACUAACGAUCACACGGACGUGCAUGUACCCAUCCCCGAGCUACACAAUGUCAUUUCGCUAGACUACGACAGUGUGGAUGGGAAACUCUACUACACCGACGUCACCUUGGACGUGAUAAGACGUUCAAACCUGGAUGGUACCGGCAUGGAGACUGUCAUCAGCCAGGGACUAAAGACCACAGAUGGGCUGGCUGUGGACUGGGUGGCCAGAAACAUGUACUGGACCGACACAGGACGAAAUACCAUCGAGGUGGCGCGCAUUGAUGGAACCAGCCGCAAAGUGCUAGUCAACAACAGUUUGGAUGAACCCAGAGCCAUUGCCGUGUUCCCGAGCAAAGGGUUCCUAUUCUGGACCGAUUGGGGUCAUAUCGCAAAGAUCGAGCGAUCCCACCUGGAUGGCACAGAUCGCAAAGUCCUGAUCAAUACUGACCUUGGUUGGCCCAAUGGACUUACUCUGGACUACGACACACGGAGGAUCUUUUGGGUUGAUGCCCACUUGGACCGGAUCGAGAGUUCUGACCUGAACGGAAAAUUGCGUCAGAUCCUCGUUAGCCCAGUUUCCCACCCCUUCGCCCUCACCCAGUUGAAGCCGGUGUCCUCCCCUCUAACCCCUUUCUCCCGACUCUCGCAGCAAGACCGUUGGAUCUAUUGGACUGAUUGGCAGACUAAGUCCAUCCAGCGGGUGGACAAACACACGGGCCGUAACAAGGAAACUGUGCUGGCCAAUGUUGAGGGUCUCAUGGACAUUAUAGUGGUAUCACCUAACAGGCAGACGGGUACCAACCUCUGCGGGGUAAACAAUGGAGGCUGCACUCAUCUAUGCUUUGCCAAGACCAACACUUUUGUCUGCGCAUGCCCAGACGAACCAGACGGACGUCCUUGCUCCACUAUCGCAGGCUACAUCCCAACUUCUCCCAGCAGAGAAUCCAGCAGCACCCCAGUUCCUAAUAAGAUCCCCAAAACUUCAACUGAGACCUCCCAAAGAGAACCCUCACUGAUCAACUGCACUAACAAGAACCCGAAUGUAGAUGGCUGCUUACAGAGUAACGUGGUCACUGCUCCACAUGGUGAAGGACUUCACGUCAGCUAUGUGAUUGGAGGCGUUUUGACCAUACUGGCCAUUCUCAUUCUUAUCAUUGCUUUGAUUAUUUACCGUCACAAAAAGUCCAAGUUUGCCGAGCCAGGGGUCAGCAACCUGACCUAUAGUAACCCUUCCUACCGGACCUCCACACAAGAGGUCAAGAUCGAGGCCUCGCAGAAGCCUCCCAUAUAUAAUCAACUUCGAUAUAAGAAAGAGGGUGGUGUGGAUGGAGGGUACACCAAGGAGAAAAUCCGUAUCGUGGAGGGCGUGUGUCUUCUGUCCACUGAGGAGCUUUACUGGGAUGAUCUGAAACAAAUCAAACCGUCGCGAGGGGGUCUGCACACCUGCAUGCGCACGGACACCGUUUCUCUACAGGCCAGCAGCGCUUCACUGGAUGACGGCGAGACGGAGCAACUCCUUCAGGAGGAGGCGUCCGAAUGCUCCUCCAUCAGCACCCUCACCCCUUCGGCCAUCACCCCUCAGCGUCACUCCCAGCGUUGCCUGCCCGACACCGGAUGGAUGUCCAUGUGCAAGCCCUCCACGGAGAGCGAGAAUUGAGGCCGGCCCGUGUAUUUUAUAUCGAUCGGCCUAUAUUGCAAAAACACGCAAGUGCGUCCGUCUGUUGUCUCGGUUGUUCCGGACAGAUGUUUCAAGGUACUAGUGUGGAUGUAAAUUUAGAGUCAAAAGCAAACAAACAAGUUGCCAACUGCUGCUCCGUCCUACUUGUGUAUACACACAGACACACACAGACACACACACAGGCCCCAAUCGUGCUGUGCUAAAAUGUCUUCAGGCAAAUUUGUAAACUAAUUAGUAUGCUGGAAUCAGAAAAGGCAAAGGACUCUUGGGAGGAAGCGAGGAGCGAUGCAAACACUAAAGGAUGCAGACUCAUUGCGACAAAUAUCUCAGUGUACAACAUCGCCAUUUUUAGGAGAGUUUUUUUUUCCCCCCCUCUCCCAGGAUUCUUAACUAUGGUACCCUAAAACCACUCAUCUCUUUAUGAACUCUAUUUAUUAAUGAUUUUUGUACUUCUGAGUGGGCUUCCCGACUUUCACGGAAACAGUGAGUGUUGUGUCGAGCUUUGGGCAGCAGAUAUUCAAGCGUUGUAUUUAUGACAGUGCCAAAGGGUGGGGCUUGAACAAGUCCCCGUGUUUCUUCUCACAUUUACAAGUCGAUAUUAAGUUGUCACAAUUUUCAUUUCACAACAGUAGAAACCCUCUUUGAUAAUAUUUUUUUGAACAAGCUAACUCCCAAGUUGAUUGCGCAAGAGUAUUUUAAAAGUCACGAAAAUGUUCCUGUACAUUAUUUUUAACUCAUUUGUUAGAACCAUUUUACAUGAAAUAUCAUCUCACCAUGCAGGUAGUUGUGCUUUUAAAUAUGUAUAUACUAUAUAUACUUUGUGCCACAAAUUUUAAGAAAAAGCACACAUAAGACCAUAAAGGCAGAAAGUAGGUGACACAAAGUAGAAAUGUUUUCUGGCAUUUAAUUAUUUUGCGUCUUGGUUGGUCAUAGCUAGCAAGUUUGUUGUAGACAAAAUUGUAAUUUUAUCAGAACAAUUAUGUCACCGCUCAUUAGUUCAUGUCAUUUUAAAAUCUACACAGCACUUAUGAUUGUGACAUAAAGCUUCUUGGUUUUAACAAUGUUACAAAAUAUCUCAACUUUGCCAAUUUCCUUUUUUGGUAAUAUAAAAGUGCAUUAAUUGUAACGUCUUUUAGUGCAUCGCUAUAGAAAACCCCAAAUUCUUUUCCAUUCAAUGUUUCGAAGGCUGCUACAUUAUAUACAGUAUAUAUAUUCUGACUCGUUUUGGCAUAAAAAAAAAAAACUAUCACAUUUUACAUUAUCACAUUACCUGCAAAUUGAACACACUUUUUUAGAAACGCUGUCGAUCACAGUAAUAUUAGCAUAUCUUUCAACCGGUGCAAUUUUCUUCGUUCUCUAUGGAACAAAAAUAUAUGAAUGCAAAAUCAGUAAACACUAUUAUCAUUUUAUUGUAGGAGGUAAACUCCAAAUCUGUGGUGCAAAAAUGCACUUGCAGUAUUUGCAACAGUAGUGUAGCAUAAUUUAGAAAGUCUGCAAGAUGGACCACAGUGAGGGUUGUAGUUUAGCAACAUAUCACUUGAAAAUAUUUAACCUGUCGCUACAUUGUUUAUCUUUUAGAAUGCCCGCCCCCCCCCCCCCCCUCCAUUCUGUUGACACAACUACAAUGCUCCUCAACUAUGUUUCUAGAACAAUGUAUUUUUGAAGAAUCUGCUUAGAGCUCAGCAACUUGCUGUUUUGCUGCUAGACAAAGCACUGAAGCCAAUGGAAGAGGGUCUUGGCAGCUACAGAAACUUAUCUCUGACAAUUGGUUGACAGUCGGCCUACAGAGUAUCAUAUAGUGACCCAACCUAUCGUCAUCAUCCCAACUCACAGUCCCUCCGACUCUGCUGCAGGAAUGCUAAAACUGUACAAAUUGUAUUUUUCGGAUAUAUGACAUUUCAGUUGAAAAUACUGUUUGGUUGAGCUGUAUAGUUUUUGUACAAAGGGAUUUCAUGACUGUAAUUAGACUUGCAUUAAUUGUACUCACUGGAGAACAUUUUGUUUAACAUUUGCUGGAUUAUUUUAACCACUGUUUCCAAGCCUUGUAAAUGAUAGGGAAUAUGCCAUUUAUUUAAUAGUUCCCCUUUAUGUUAUGAAUUACAGGUCUCAUAGCUGUUGUAAAGUUAACAAUAAGAGGUAUUUAUGAUUUGUUUGGAUGUCAUUUGAUGUGUAAAUAUGAACAGACGCUAUAUGUAUUUCCAUGGCAGUACUAACAAGCUGUGUUGUGUGAUAUAGUGAAUUAUCCCUUUGCUAUCUUUUAAUAUAAAAAGGCAUUUCAAUGAAA
Messenger RNA from Syngnathus acus (greater pipefish), 8308 nucleotides. RefSeq names its product low density lipoprotein receptor-related protein 4 (gene lrp4). The transcript is spliced from 38 exons. Gene Ontology annotation, molecular function: calcium ion binding; protein binding. The coding region runs from base 244 to 6003 and encodes 1919 amino acids. Lineage: Eukaryota; Metazoa; Chordata; Actinopteri; Syngnathiformes; Syngnathidae. The record is from RefSeq and is a predicted model, not a curated record.